Molecule: messenger RNA, 993 nt
Organism: Heterobasidion irregulare TC 32-1
Lineage: Eukaryota; Fungi; Basidiomycota; Agaricomycetes; Russulales; Bondarzewiaceae
Exons: 7
Coding region: 1-993 (330 amino acids)
Biological process (GO): actin filament depolymerization; barbed-end actin filament capping
Cellular component (GO): cytoplasm; actin filament
Molecular function (GO): actin monomer binding; actin filament binding
Source: RefSeq, a predicted model, not a curated record
AUGGCACAGACACCAGGCCUAGGGAUCUCAGAGGAACUUACCAACGCUUUCUCGGGCGCCAUCACAUCCAAGAAUGUUCGUUUCCUCAAGAUCUCUAUCCGCAAUGAACUGCUGGUUCCCGAUGGCAUCAUCCCUCCCAUUGGCACCUUUGAGAACGACCUGAACAAGCUGCAAGAGUUGCUUGAAGAUAAUGUGCCGGCAUAUGUCCUCGUCCGGCUCGAUGAGCCAUCCUCAGACUGGAUCGCUGUGCACUACGUGCCAGACACGGUGACUGUGAAGGAAAAGGGAAUGAAGAUGCUCUACGCAUUAUUCCGGAACUCUCUCACCAAAAGUCUAGGGUCAACUUACUUCACCGAUACCGUCUUUGCCACAUCCAAGAGCGAUGUGUCUCCCGAAGGUUAUGCUGCACACAAGCGGCAUGUAGCUGCUCCAAAUCCUAUGAGCGCGCAAGAGAAAGAGAUGGCGGAUGUCAGAGCUGCUGAGCGACAAGCGGGCAGCGGCGCAUAUGAAGGGAAAGUUGAAGAUUCCAUCAAGGAUCUUGCGAGUGGUUCAGGAGAUCGUCUGGUCGUUUUGACGAUCGAUACUGCCUCGGAAACUUUGGUCCUUUCUACUGUCGCCGAAUCUAGUGCAGACGAUCUAAGCACAAAGAUCCCCUCGUCUGAGCCCGCAUUCGCAUUUUUCGCCUGGUCGCGAGACUCUCCGUACCGACAAAUCAUCUUCAUAUAUUCUUGUCCGUCCUCGUCACCAGUCAAACACCGGAUGCUCUACUCCUCUGGCUCAUCAAAUGUGUAUCAAACUGCCAAACAAUUGUUGCCCGGCGCGAAUCUUGCUCCGCGCAAGGUUGAAACAUCUGACCCCAGCGAACUUAACGCUGCAUUUCUGCAGGCAGAAGUGGAUCACAGCGGCGACACAAGUCGCUCCGGGACUGCGGGAGUUGCCCCGGAGGAGAAGCAGGCAUUUGCCCGACCAAGAGGGCCGGCGAAGAGACGUUGA